AUGGGCGAACCACCAAAAUAUAGUCCGCAAGGCGAACCGCCGAAAUACAGCCCCACGCCUCAUGCAACCGUCGAGGACCAGUUUGCUGCCGUUCUCGUCGAUGCUGCCAAACAGUACCAGGAAUCCUCGGGGCAAAGCCUCGAGGAGUUUUUAAAGCCACCAAUGAAGUCGAUCGAUGAGCUCAAAAACCAACUGGUCACGCAGAACGACAAGUUCUCCUCCUUCCGCGAGAAGCGGCAUCACAUCUUUGGCGCUCUGAGCGCCAUGCUCGAGCCUGUUCAGGUCAUUGGAGAGGUCGUUGGAGGAGCGCUUUCAGAGACGUACCCUCCUGUUCAAACAGUCUUCUCCGCUGUUGCGUACCUGAUCAACGCUGCGAACAAUGUCUCGUCCAUGUACGACAAGAUUGUAGAGCUUUUUGAGAACCUCAAGGGAUUCACUUUGCGCCUCGACCUCUACCUCCAAUCGGAAAUGUCUCCGGCCCUUCGAGGUCAUGUGGUCUCUAUCCUGGCGUCUUUGUUCCAAGUCCUGGUCCUCUCCACCAAGGAAAUCAAACGAGGCCGUGUAAAGGCCUACUUCAAGGGCUUGUUCGGAGCAGGCAGCCCUGUGCAGCCUGCGCUGGAGAAUCUGAAAAAUCUGACUCAAACCGAAGCCUUACAUGUCCAAGCGGAGAUUUACAAGGACACUAAACGCAUGGGUCUAACCACAGACCGAGUGGAAAGUCUCGUAAACGAAGUGAAUGAGAAUGUGCAGAGUCUUCGGUCGGAAUACCGAGAAAGAACGACUCUGGCGCAGCAGGAUAAGCUCAGAGACAUACUAGGGCCUUCGCCAUUUCCCGAAGAUUACUACUCCUUGUUCACAAAGUCGAUAGUCCGGGGCACGGGCGAAUGGCUCCUUAAGGAUGAAGGCGUGAAGUCCUGGUUUAGUGGCCAUACUAAGUAUUUAUGGAUAUCUGGUGGUGCUGGAACGGGCAAGUCUUUCUUGGCUACACGACUAAUAUCUCAGGCCACUGAGGACUUACAGCAUGUUGGAUACUUUUACUUCCGAGCAAACGACCCGGAAACACGAUCGGUCCUGCAAGCCCUUCGAGAUGUUGCUUAUCAGUUGAGUGAGAGCGACGCCUACUAUGGAAAACAGGUAGUUCGUAACCUACACAGUGGCGAUGACAUCAAGACACUCUCAAGUGCAUACCGCCGACUAUUCAUUGAGCCUUUCGAAAAAGACAAGCGCGGCCGAAACUUUUACGUAUUUUUGGACGGAAUCGACGAAGCAGACAUUUCGGAAAUGGAAGAGUUCCUGAGCCUUCUAACUCCAGAACUGGAGGAGCAACAAUCGAAAGGCCUGUCCAAGGUUCAUCUGGCUCUGAUAGGCAGAUCAUAUAUGUCGGAACAGGUAACUCAAUUCCUCGACCCAGAUGAGAAAAGUGAUCAAGUCUCUACUACCCUUGUUACGCCUGAGCGGAAUGCCAAGGAUGUCGGAGCUUUUAUCCAAUACGAAAUUUCCAACUCGAGAAUUCUUAAUCGGAGUACGCCGGAGUUCAGGAAAGAAAUCAUUGACGAGAUGGUUAAACGUGUGGACGGCUUGUUCAUUCUUGCAAAGUUAAUGUUGGCAGAUGUGAAUAGAGCCCGACGCCCAAGUUCGAUACUCAAGUCUCUUAAGACUUACCCAAGAGAGAUCAACGCUAUUCUCCAGAAAACCCUCUCGGAUCUCGCCUCAACAAUGUCUGAUGAGGAGGCGACUGACCUGAAUGAAAUGCUUAUGUGGGUAUCCUGCGCUGAGCAAGCUUUGACGCUCGAGCAGCUUGAAGCAGCCUUGAUCAUGAAGUACGGUGACCUACCAUUCCGAUUUGAAGAGUUGUUGCGAGGGCAAUAUGCAUGCUUUUUCGACCUACAGAGAGAGGAUGGCCUCACCACGGAUGAUCUCAUCAAAGAUCAUGAACGGACACACCAUAGAGCCAGGAGUCAAGGGUCAACAGGUGACCGAUCGAGGAGAUCCAGCUCUGCCGGGAAAGAUAGCCCUAGCCGUCGGGUACACCCAGCCCAAAAGUUAAUCAACAGCCAGAGGCGUCAGACGAGUCCUAGUUCUCUGGGAACCAGCCCACCUGACCGUGCGUUCAGCCCAUCAAGAAGCCCAGGCUUGCGAGCCUUAGCUUUUGAGACCCAGGAACUGGAAUUUAGAUCGAACAAGGCAACAACUACUGUCAAUCUCUUCCAUACCUCCCUGCGAGAAUUUUUCCGGGAUCACGAUACUACGACUACUAUUAGGCACGAAAACGAGGCUGUGACCGUCGGCUUUCCUCCUAUCGACGCUAAGAUACACGUAUUGAAGACUUGCAUGCGCAUAUUCAGCGACAAGAAUUGGUUCAACGAGCAGAAACUUAGAUACCGUAGGAAGGGUAUCAAGCAAUAUGCGGCGUGGUACUGGCAGGAGCAUUUGGAAGCUAUUGACCUCUCAAAGGUUAGCCGUGAGGAUAAGAAAGAGAUUGGACCCCAAUUGUAUAAAAUGCUCACAGAUGAGCAAAUGAUAUACGAAUGGACUAUCAUGUACGAAGAGAAUGACGAGGGUUUGGAAGUUCUUGCGGACAAAAGCAUCAAAGUUCUUCUUCAGUGGAUGGGAGACGCCGAUGUCUUGGCGGGCCUGGAGCCCAAGGCUCGGGACUGGGCUCGGCAAGCCGUGGACACGCCAACCGGCAUUUACCAGGCCAUUGGACGCUUCUAUGCGAAGGCGUGGCUGGCAGCGGAUUUCGAGCUCUAUGUCCCAGCAAAUUUCUGCUUCAAGAUUGUUCAAACGAUCGCUUUCAUGGAUAAGGGGUACUCUUGGGCUGAUUCCCAGUGCCGUUGGUCCUCAAUCCCUCUCGCCGACCGAAUUGCCAAGGCUGCUGAAUGGACUGGUUUACCUCAAAACGCUCAGUGGUAUAGACGCAUCGGAAGCUCGUACCUGACCUCGGGAGAGCACCACAAAGCACUGUAUUUCUACGACAAGGCUCUGGAACUAGAUCGCAACAGCGUGGAAUCGCGCGGACGCAAGGCAUUCUGCCUCUUCAAGGACGAGCUAUACGAGAAGGCGCUCGAUCUCUCCUUGGAGUGCGAAGCAGCAGAAAUCAAGGCAAUUGGUGAGGGAAAACUAUCAGCCGAGCACCUUGCGGAGUCCAGAUGGCGGCUUUACAAGGAUCAGUUUGUUAUUGCUCAAUGCUAUUAUCUUACUGACCAAGUUGCUGCGUCGGUGAGAUAUUUCGAAAAGGCCAUUCAGAGUGCAGAGAUUGUUCUCUUGAGAAAGUCAGAGCGCUUCGAGGCUGUUAUUGCAUAUCUGAGAAUAUUGGCAGUAGAGAACAGACACGCUGAUAUGAUGAAGCUCGUCGAAGACCUAUCUCUGAAGGCAACAAGUCGCAGUCGCGAACAAAGCCGGUUGGUGGAUCUAUUCCUUUCAGAAUACAACAUGCCUCUUGUGCAGGAGUGGCUUCCCAGAGCCGCCUGCAAGGUAGAUCAGAGCGAGCUCCUCCUGCAGAAGUUUGAUAUGGCCAUUGGGGCUGCUCACGCGGUCCGUAACACGCUCAAAGAGCUUUAUUUGCGUCUCGCCAUAGGUACGACAUUGAUGCUUAAGCGCGACAAUGACGGAGCUAUUGAAAUAUUUGAGCGGAUCUCCCUUGUUGAGUUCCGCCCUCGAGGAAAUGUACCCACGCGUCAAGCACACGCCAUCUCAUUUCAGAGACUGGCCUCCCUGUACAAGCAAAAGGUGCUUCACAUAGGCAUCAAGAGUCACGGAGCCGAUGCUUGGAUCGAACGCCUGGAGACUGUGAUGGAUAGACAAGGCGCGCAGCAAAACCUUGAUAUGCCUGCUAGCAUGCUUGGUUCGGACGUGAACACGGCUGCCAUCUACCUUUCACUCUUCUACCGCCUUAGGGGGAGAGCUGCGGAGGCAAAGAAGCUGCUUGGCGCGCUCAUUGUCGAGAGUUGCGAGAUUCUUGAGGACGACGAGCUUAGAAACGACCAGUUCGCCCUAGAGAAUCUCGUCAAGCUGUUCACUGCUGCUGAUGACGUGGAGAAUGCUACAGCGCUGGCGGUAUCGAUGCGGAAAGUGAACCCUCAGGAAUCGAUCCGCACCGACACUGUGUCCCCUGUUGAAUCGCGAGAGUUUCCGGAACCUAAGUUGCCAGACAUUCAGUCUUCCAACCGGAGCUGUGGCCAGUGUCUGGAAACAAUCCCACACCAUGAAGAAUUUUCGUUUUGCCGAUUCUGUCUUGACUCAUUUUGUGUUCGGUGCCUGAAGAUGAUCAAGACAGACAAUGCGGCGGUGGAUAUCAGAGGCGACGAGGUGGUAUGCAGAUCCACUCACGACUGGUUCAGCGUGCCACCCUUGAACAAGAUAUUGCACACAGGGCAGAUGCUUUUCGGGGACCUCGAUGUUCGAGAUUUCGUCGAAUGGAAGAAUGGAAUUAAGCGACAGUGGGACGCCGAGCGGAAGAAGCCAUCGAAAGUGUAA
Messenger RNA from Clonostachys byssicola, 4476 nucleotides. The record is from the annotation of a GenBank genome assembly. Lineage: Eukaryota; Fungi; Ascomycota; Sordariomycetes; Hypocreales; Bionectriaceae.